AUGAAAGGUUACAUUAUUGCUCUUAUAGUAUGUGGCUGCGUCGCUAUAAUCGCGGUUGUUCUUAUCUUAUGUUAUAUUCAAAACCGCAAAAAGAAAAAAACGUGGUCUCCUCCACCGCGUCCGCCGGUAAGAGACGUUGAAAAAGGUAGAAGCAGUGUCGCAAGAGAUGGAGGGCUUGUUGUUUUGACAGGCACUGCUGACACCACAGCCGUUGUAGCUACGGCUGUAACCACCGGAACCUCCGAUGAAAUUAGUGGGGGUGGAGGAGGCGGGGAAGGUGGAGGAGACUGUGAUGGUGGUGGAGAUGGUGGAGGAGGAUGUGGAGGUUGCGGUGGUUGCGGCGGUUGUGGCGGGUGUGGAGGUUAA
Messenger RNA from Brassica oleracea var. oleracea, 366 nucleotides. RefSeq names its product chorion class high-cysteine HCB protein 13-like. The transcript has a single exon. NCBI's taxonomy places the organism in Eukaryota, Viridiplantae, Streptophyta, Magnoliopsida, Brassicales, Brassicaceae. The record is from RefSeq and is a predicted model, not a curated record. The coding region runs from base 1 to 366 and encodes 121 amino acids.